Rhopalosiphum maidis (corn leaf aphid) is the source of this 2085-nucleotide messenger RNA. RefSeq names its product major facilitator superfamily domain-containing protein 1-like. Gene Ontology annotation, biological process: transmembrane transport. Gene Ontology annotation, cellular component: lysosome. NCBI's taxonomy places the organism in Eukaryota, Metazoa, Arthropoda, Insecta, Hemiptera, Aphididae. The transcript is spliced from 11 exons. The record is from RefSeq and is a predicted model, not a curated record. The coding region runs from base 404 to 1825 and encodes 473 amino acids. Gene Ontology annotation, molecular function: transmembrane transporter activity.
GCAUAAUAAAUAAUAAUAAUAUUAUUAUACAUACGGUCGUGUCGUGUCCGUGUUUUCUUAUUGUCCCCUAUGGUGUUCUAAACAUUCACGCUGAUAGAGAAUGGUACAACAAAGGCCUUUUAUUUAUUAGUUUAUAACUCCCCCGUUGUCGCGUUACGUUGCACGUACAUUAUUAUUAUUAUUAUUAUUUUCGGACGUCCAUUAUUACAUUAUUUACUGUCGACUGCUGUACAUCACCCCCGCGCGAUAUAACACAAUUUGUGAUCGUUCCGUGCGCACAGCAAACGGCCGAGGGAUCAUCUUUGACAUUGUUUUAAUCAAUACGUUGUAGUAUGGUCGGUUGGACGGUCUAAAAAGUACGAAUUGCAACGAAAAAAAGUUACUUAGUUUUGACAAUUUAAGAAUGGAGGAAAAUAAUCCAACAUCGUCAUCUGCUAUAACUGAUAACCACGAAGAUGAAUACAAAAUAACAUGGACACAUCCAAGUCAUAUUUUUCAACGACUUGUAGCAUUAUUUUUAAUGUGUUUAAUUGGAUUCGGUUCAUAUUUUUGUUUUGAUAAUCCUGGAGCAUUACAAGAUGAUUUUAUUCAAGACAUGAAUUUAACAACUUCUCAAUUUGUUUAUUUGUAUUCGUGGUAUUCUUGGCCAAAUGUUGUUAUGUGCUUUAUUGGUGGAUUUUUAAUUGACAGUGUUUUUGGGAUACGUUUAGGUACCAUCAUCUACGCAUUGUUAGUUGUUCUCGGUCAAAUAGUAUUUGCUGCUGGUGCAUAUUUGAAUACCCUCUGGCUUAUGAUAAUUGGUCGUCUAAUAUUUGGAAUUGGCGGAGAAUCAUUGGCUGUUGCUCAAAACAACUAUGCAGUAUUAUGGUUUAAAGGAAAAGAACUAAAUAUGGUAUUUGGAUUUCAAAUAAGUUUUGCCAGAGUUGGUUCAACGGUGAAUUUUAUAGUUAUGGAACCAUUAUAUCGAUAUGUAAAAAAACAAAUAAGUGUCCCUAACUAUCAAAGUUUAUCAAUAGUUUUGUUAGUUGCAAGUUUGACUUGUGUUUUAUCAUUGGUAAGUGCCUUAUUACUUGCUUGGCAAGAUAAAAGAGCCGAAAAGUUACUUCAUCGAAAAACACCAGAUGCUACUGAAGUUGUCAAAAUGUCUGAUGUGCGAUACUUUCCAAAAGUUUUUUGGAUAGUUACAUUUAUUAUUGUUUUCUAUUACACAUCAAUUUUUCCAUUUGUUGCAUUAGGAAAAGUAUUCUUUGAAAAAAAGUAUAACUUUUCACCUGAUUCUGCCAAUUUGAUUAAUGGAAUUAUCUAUAUAAUAUCAUCAAUCUGUGCACCAGGAUUAGGUUUAGUCAUUGAUAAAACUGGACGAAAUCUAUUUUGGGUAUUCUUAUCAAUUCUUGGUACCUUGGUUUCGCAUAUGUUCUUGGCAUUUACAUUUGUAAACCCCUAUAUUGCUAUGUUCACAAUGGGAUUAUCUUACUCGAUGUUGGCAAGUGCAUUAUGGCCUCUUAUUGCUAUGGUUAUUCCUGAACAUCAAAUGGGAACAGCAUAUGGCAUAGCACAGUCUGUUGAAAAUCUUGGUCUUGCUGUUGUUGCUUUGUUAAGCGGUAUAAUUGUUGAUUCAGAUGGUUACUAUAUGGUGGAAUUAUUCUUCUGUCUUUUAUUAUCAGCCGCUUUGUUGCUGACAGCUAUUUUGUGGACAUGUGACUCCAUGAACAAAGGAAUUUUAAAUAUGAGUAUCCAUCAAAGAAAUCAACUUGAAUCCAACAAACCAUCUUGUCCGGAAAAACAAAAUCUUUUACACAAUAAUGACACCUUCAUUGAAGACUAAAUCUUAACUAAAUAUUAACCUUAACUUUUAUGUUUACUUUUUAUAAGGAAGAAAUUAAUCUUUGAACAAUAUAUUAUUCUUAAAUAAAUCACAACUUAUACGGAUUUAUUAAUAUCAUAUAUGUAUAACAAAUAUAUUCAUAAACCAAAUUAUAUGAAAUUCUUACUCAAACAUAGCAUUGUAUGCAUAUUGUGUAUUGUGCAAAAAUAAAUAUAAGUAGUAUGAAUUUUUUUAGCAUAAAAGACUUAUUAUUUUAAAAU